Lampris incognitus (smalleye Pacific opah) is the source of this 1587-nucleotide messenger RNA. RefSeq names its product zic family member 4 (gene zic4). Gene Ontology annotation, cellular component: nucleus. The transcript is spliced from 2 exons. Lineage: Eukaryota; Metazoa; Chordata; Actinopteri; Lampriformes; Lampridae. Gene Ontology annotation, biological process: central nervous system development; regulation of transcription by RNA polymerase II. Bases 1 to 1587 code for a protein of 528 amino acids. The record is from RefSeq and is a predicted model, not a curated record. Gene Ontology annotation, molecular function: DNA-binding transcription factor activity, RNA polymerase II-specific; RNA polymerase II cis-regulatory region sequence-specific DNA binding.
AUGAGCGUGGAUGCUUUGGGAAGCCCUGUGAUGGACCCUACGUUUUCCAAACGGAACACGGCGCUGAGAUUAGUUGACUUGGCAGGGGCUCACCACCAUCACCAUCAUCACCACCAUACCCCUCAGAGCGUGACAGGCUUCCCGGGGUUUAGCAGCCAUCCACACUCAAUGGCUCACGCACACCCUGGGGAGAUUACUGCGGAACCCCGCCUGGGGCCGAGUCCAUUCGGGCCAGAACACAUGGGGCACUCCGCGGCCCUCAAAAUCAGCCCAGCCCAUCAUUAUCCCCACCACCAUCACCACCACAAUCAUCAUAUGGCAGGCCACACUGAAGUGGUCUCCAGUCAAACGGGAGCUUUUGGCCCGGUGCAGGCGACAACGGUCCCUUAUUCUAUGUCUCACACGGCCCAGGCGUUAUCCGCAGGUAGGGAUUUCCUCAUUCGACGAGAUCUGACAGCUCAAGCCAUGCCAGUACUGACCGACCAGACUCCUGGUUCAGCUUCUCACCACGGAAUGUUUGUCUCAACAACAGGUAGCUAUCCAGGACACUAUGGUCAUCACCCCGACGCUGGGAGCCAUACCCUCUUCUCCGGACUCCAUCACGAACAGCCAUCUAACGGAUCACCGGGUGGCCAAGCCCUGAAUGGACAAAUAAGGUUAGGAAUACCCGGAGAAAUGUACGUUAGGUCCGACCACUUGAGUCAAGUGGCGAGCUCCAGGGCUGACCCGUUCUCCGCCUCGCCUCUGCACGGCUACGGCGGUCUGAAUCUGAACAUGAAUCUCAGCGCUCACCACCACGGAGCCGGCGCCUUCUUCCGCUACAUGCGGCAGCCCAUCAAGCAGGAGCUCAUCUGCAAGUGGCUCGAGCCGGAGCACUCGCCCAAGAAACUUUGCUCCAAAACUUACAGCACCAUGCACGAACUGGUGACGCACGUCACGGUGGAGCACGUCGGCGGACCCGAGCAGGCGAACCACAUCUGCUUUUGGGAAGAGUGUCCGAGGGAAGGGAAGCCCUUUAAAGCCAAGUACAAACUGGUAAAUCACAUUCGGGUGCACACCGGAGAGAAACCGUUUCCGUGUCCGUUCCCCGGCUGCGGGAAAGUGUUCGCGAGAUCCGAGAACCUUAAAAUCCAUAAAAGGACGCACACAGGUGAGAAACCCUUCAAGUGCGAGUUCGACGGAUGUGACCGGCGCUUCGCCAAUAGCAGCGACCGGAAGAAGCACUCGCACGUGCACACCAGCGAUAAGCCUUACAACUGCAAAGUGAGAGGCUGCGAUAAGUCCUACACGCAUCCCAGCUCGCUGAGGAAACACAUGAAGGUGCACUGCAAGUCCCCGCCGCCCAGUUCGGGCUACGAGUCUUCCACCCCGUCCCUGGUGUCGCCGUCGUCGGACCUGGGCCGCGAGCCCGGCGGCCCGCCGCUCGCCGAACCGGUGGCCUCCUCCCAGCCCGCCAACCUGAGCGAAUGGUACGUGUGUCACAGUUCGGGCGCCAGCGGCGCUCACACCCCCCCCAGCGGCUCGUCCACGCCGGAGCCCGCAGACCAGCCCCCGUACCGGAACCCAGAGCCCAGAGACACGUUUUAA